Molecule: messenger RNA, 534 nt
Organism: Fonsecaea nubica
Lineage: Eukaryota; Fungi; Ascomycota; Eurotiomycetes; Chaetothyriales; Herpotrichiellaceae
Exons: 1
Coding region: 1-534 (177 amino acids)
Source: RefSeq, a predicted model, not a curated record
AUGGCGCAGACUAUCUACCAGCAUGCGCAAACCAACGAUCGCACCGUUCAUGUCCCAAUGAAUCGAGUGGAUAUUGCGUUCUGGUCACGAACUGACUAUCUUUAUACCGAUAGUCUCAACGGAUGCACUGCCGUCAUCAUCAUCUCCCCGCACGCUGGUAUUCUCGCACAUAUUGCGCCAAGACCAUCAGGCGCCGAGCUCAAUCACGUCAACGCUGAAGAUGGCGAUCGAAACCUCCGCGAGAAGAUGCAACAGGUGAUUGAUCUUUACAACGCGAAUAGGCAGUACUUCCAGGAUGCGAGGACUCGUGUCGUCGUGGCCGUCUACCGGUAUGCUAUUGCAUUACCAACCACAGUCAAUACGAUAGACGCCAUCCUGAACCAUCUCAGACUUCCAAUCAGAACCAACCACUACGAGGUCCUUGAACCUAACUCGCAGCGUCCCUUUGGUCACACAUAUAUUGUUAUCGCUUCUCGAGGCUCUGGAUAUUGGCCCACGCUGUAUGUCAACGAGCGGACGGUUGAAUACCUCUGA